This is a messenger RNA of Otolemur garnettii (small-eared galago), 1970 nucleotides long. RefSeq names its product keratin, type II cytoskeletal 2 oral. Gene Ontology annotation, biological process: keratinization; intermediate filament organization. Gene Ontology annotation, cellular component: keratin filament. Lineage: Eukaryota; Metazoa; Chordata; Mammalia; Primates; Galagidae. The transcript has 9 exons. Gene Ontology annotation, molecular function: structural constituent of skin epidermis. The record is from RefSeq and is a predicted model, not a curated record. The coding region runs from base 57 to 1970 and encodes 637 amino acids.
AUCCCUCUCCUCUCCUGCUAAGUGACUACUAGCUCACCUCCAAGCUUUCCCUCAUCAUGAACAGACAAGUCUGCAAGAAAUCCUUCAGUGGUGGGAGCCAGGGCUUCUCUGGCCACUCUGCCGUGGUCUCCAGCAGCAGCAGGAUGAGCUGUGUGGCCCGCUCUGGGGGAGUCAGUGGAGGGGCCUGUGGGCUACGCAGUGGAGCAGGUGGCUUUGGCAGUCGCAGCCUCUACAACCUGGGAGGCAACAAGAGCAUCUCCAUCAGCGUGGCAGGUGGUGGCUCCCGGGCUGGUGGCUUUGGUGGAGGGCGGAGCAGCUGUGGCUUUGGAGGUGGUUAUGGAAGUGGCUUUGGAGGAGAUUAUGGAGGUGGCUUUGGUGGUGGCCUUGGUGGUGGCAGAGGUAUGGGAGGUGGUUUUGGAGGAACUGGCUUUGGAGGAGCUGGCUACUUCGGUGGACAUGGUGGCUUUGGUGGCCCUGGUGGCUUCCCUGGGGGAAUCCAGGAAGUAACUGUCAACCAGAGCCUCCUGCAGCCCCUGAAUGUGGAGAUUGACCCCCAGAUUGGGCAAGUAAAGGCCCAGGAGCGGGAGCAGAUCAAGACCCUUAACAACAAGUUUGCCUCCUUCAUCGACAAGGUGCGGUUCCUGGAGCAGCAGAAUAAGGUCCUGGAGACAAAGUGGGAGCUGCUACAGCAACAGACCACGGGCUCCGGCUCCGGCCCCAGCAACCUGGAGCCUUUCUUUGAAUCCUACAUCAGCUUUCUGCGCCAGCAGGUGGAUUCGCUUCUGGGAGAGAGGGGGAACCUGGAGGGAGAGCUGAGGAACAUGCAGGGCCUGGUGGAAGACUUCAAAAAGAAGUAUGAAGAUGAGAUCAACAAACGCACUUCUGCAGAGAACGAGUUUGUGGGGCUCAAGAAGGAUGUGGAUGCGGCUUACAUGAACAAGGUGGAGCUGCAGGCCAAAGCGGACUCCCUGACGGAUGAAGUCAACUUCCUGAGGACCCUCUAUGAUAUGGAGCUGUCCCAGAUGCAGAGCCAUGUCAGUGACACAUCUGUGGUGCUGUCUAUGGACAACAACCGCUGCCUGGACCUGGACAGCAUCAUCGCCGAAGUCCGCGCCCAGUAUGAGGACAUUGCCCAGAGGAGCAAGGCUGAGGCUGAGGCGCUGUACCAGACCAAGCUGGGGGAGCUGCAGACCACAGCUGGCAGACACGGGGAUGACCUGAGGAGCACCAAGAGUGAGAUCAUGGAGCUUAACAGGAUGAUCCAGAGGCUGCGGGCUGAGAUAGAGAGUGUCAAGAAGCAGAACUCCAACCUGCAGACGGCCAUUGCGGAAGCUGAGCAGCGUGGGGAGAUGGCCCUCAAGGACGCCAAUGCCAAGCUCCAAGAGCUUCAGGCUGCCCUACAAAAGGCCAAGGAUGACCUGGCCCGGCUGCUGCGUGACUACCAGGAGCUGAUGAAUGUCAAACUUGCCCUGGACGUGGAGAUCGCCACCUACCGCAAGCUGCUGGAGGGUGAGGAGUGCAGGAUGUCGGGAGAGUGUCAGAGUGCUGUGAGCAUUUCUGUGGUCAGCAAUGUCUCCAGCACAAGCAGCAGCACCAGUGGUAGCCGUGGAGGCUUUGGAGGGGUCAGUGGUGGCAGCAGCAGUGGCUACAGAGGCAGCAGCGGUGGCUAUGGAGGAGUCAGUGGCGGCGGCAGCAGCAGCAGCAGCUACAGAGGGGUCAGCAGCGGCAGCAGCAGCACCUUUGGAGGGGCCAGCGGUGGCAGCAGCGGGGGCAGGGGCAGCAGCGGGGCUUACCAGAGCGGCAGCAGGCUCGGUGGUGCAGGCAGCAGCUCUGUGAGCCAGAGUGGAGUGGGCUCCUCCUCUGGCAGCAUCCAGACCUCUGGAGGCAGUGGCUACAAGUCCGGCAGUGGAGGCAGCACCAGUGUCCGCUUUUCCCAGACCACCAGUUCCAGCCAGCACUGUACCAAGUAA